AUGAGAUUCAACUGGGCUUCCAGCUUGGUGUUGCUCCUUGCGACCACAGAGGCGGCCAACUGGUUCAGCAAAGCUGUGUACAAUGGAUGGCAUGAAACAGAGCUAGAACGGUGGCUCUCUGACCACGAUAUUCCGUAUCCCUCGCCUGCGGAUCGCAGAGAUCUUGAGGGUUUGGUGAAAACGAAUUGGGACGACAAAGUCCAAAAGCCACUCGGACAUGUCUCCGAGCAGGCCUCAGACCAGUGGCAUCACGCCAGGGAAUGGGUUUUCGAUAGCUGGUCCGACUCCCAGAUCAAGGCGUUCCUCGACCGGCAUGGCGUUCCGGUCCCUCAGCCACGCAAGCGGGACGUCCUUAUUAGCACUGCCCGUGAAAAUUACGAGCCUAUUGCGAAGAAACUUGGCGAGAAAGCUUCCUACCCUGGUAACUGGCUCUUCGCUACAUGGAGCGAGUCCGAGCUGAAGGAAUGGCUUGAUGAGCGUGGAUGGCCUGUGCCUCAACCAUCGACCCGUGACAAGCUCAUUGCUUCCGUGCGUCGCAAUGCUAGAUUAGCCAGUAUCCAAGCUCGGACCAUUGCUGCCUCCGCAUCUGCUUCUGCUGAUGCAGCUCAGGCCACCUUGAGCGAUGCAUUGUUCAGCGCGUGGUCUGAUUCCGACCUGAAGAAAUUCCUGGAUGAGCAUGCAAUUCCAGUGCCGCAGGGUUCCAGACGUAAUGAAAUGAUCGCUUUGGCGAGGAAGAACCGCGCCUCCCUGCUGAGCCAAGCAUCUACGGCUUCGGCGUCAGCUUCACGUCUUGUGGGAGCCGCUACUACCAAGGCUGGAAACGAUUACGCACAGGCAACUGAUGAUGCCGAGAGCAAGGUUCAGGAAGCUUUUGAUGCUGCUGUUCAGAACUGGUCCAACUCACGCCUCAAGGCAUAUCUGGAUGCACGGGGAAUCUCUGUCUCGCAGGCGACCAAGCGUGAUGAGCUGUUGGCAAAGGUUAGGGCAAAUAAAAACAAAGCCGCCAGUGCCUGGAACGCCUGGACUUUUGAGACCUGGGACAUUGAACAUUUGAAGCAAUAUCUGACUUCGAUGAACGCCAAGGCAGCGCAGCGCGCCGACUCCACCCGUGACGACCUCAUGAGACAAGCCCAGGAUGCCUACUCCAAAGCCUCCAAGGCUGGAGGCCAAAACCUGGCCUCUGCUACCUCCUACAUGGCGCAAGCCACCCAAUCGGCCAAGGAUGACACCUUCGACACCUGGUCCCACUCCGAACUCAAAGCCUACCUUGAUUCAUUUGGUAUUCCCGUCUACCAGGGCUCUAACGCCAAUGAGCUGAAGGCAACUGCUCGUCGUAACUCCCAGUACUUCAAGUACGGAACUACCUCUUCUCAGGGCACUUUGUAUGCCAAGUUCCAGGAUACGUACCAAUGGCUCCUGGAUCAGCUAAAGAUCGGGGCUUCGAGUGGAAGAGUUCAGGGACAGGAAGUUGCGGAGAAGGCGAAGGAUAGGUCUUCGGAGGCGGUUAGUGGUAUUCGCUCCGAGCUGUAA
This is a messenger RNA of Aspergillus ruber CBS 135680, 1530 nucleotides long. It is a transcript of the gene ish1, whose product is annotated as double-strand break repair enhancer MSC1. The record is from RefSeq and is a predicted model, not a curated record. Lineage: Eukaryota; Fungi; Ascomycota; Eurotiomycetes; Eurotiales; Aspergillaceae. The transcript has 4 exons. The coding region runs from base 1 to 1530 and encodes 509 amino acids.